Geodia barretti is the source of this 834-nucleotide messenger RNA. Lineage: Eukaryota; Metazoa; Porifera; Demospongiae; Tetractinellida; Geodiidae. The record is from the annotation of a GenBank genome assembly.
AUGGAUGCAACCAUUCAACCGAUUUUGGAGAAGGUAUUAGCCGGUGAACGCCUAGAUUUUGAUGACGGAUUGACCCUUUUCAAAAGUAAUGAUCUCCUGUCAAUCGGGGCGGCUGCCGAUACAAUUCGACAACAGAAGCACCCAGAAGGAUACAUCACCUAUAUCGUUGAUCGCAAUAUCAACUACACAAACUGGUGCUAUGUCGAUUGCGACUUUUGCGCCUUCUACCGCCAUAAAACCGAUCCCGAUGCGUAUGUGAUGUCCAAGGAGGAGUUGGGGAAUAAAGUCCAAGAGACAAUCGAUCUUGGCGGCGUACUCAUCCUCAUGCAGGGUGGGCUACAUCCUAAACUGAAGCUUGAUUGGUACGAGGACCUUCUCCAGUGGAUCAAGGCAAAUUAUAAAAUCCAUAUUCACGGUUUCUCCCCACCAGAACUUGAUUGGUUCGCAAAAAUCAACAGACUCUCCCUCAAAGAGACCUUAAUCCGUUUACGCGAUGCCGGCUUAGAUUCGAUCCCCGGCGGCGGAGCGGAGAUCCUGACCGACCAUGCCCGCGACGAAAUCAGUCCGAAAAAGUGCACAUCAGAUGAAUGGCUAGAAGUGAUGCGGCAAGGUCACUACGUGGGCUUGCGCUCAAGCGCAACGAUGAUGUACGGACACGUCGAAAGCUACGGCGAACGGGUGGAGCAUCUCCUCCGCUUGCGCGAACUACAGGACGAAACAGGUGGCUUCACGGCUUUCAUCUGUUGGUCGCUUCAGCCCAAGCACACGCGCCUGAACAUAUCGCACCUGCGGGCAGCUUUGAAUACCUCAAGACCCUCGCAAUCUCCCGACUGA